GAAAAUGACUUCCGUGCCAAUCUGAAAGAGAAUGUCUGCCCUUCCAAAAUCAAAAUUGGAUCACAAGACGGAUUAGGUUCCUCCAGUCAGAAAGAGGGUGUAGCAUCACAAUCCAGCGGUGCAAGUUCUCUGGCAGCCAACCAAAAGGCUUCAAUUGUUGACUUGUCCAAUCAGAAAUCGUCCAGAAGCCAGUCCACCAAAGAGAAGGCGGUAAAUCCAGAGGUCUCGCCCAAUCAUGCAGCACUGUACAUCGAUGUUUCCUCGCAACUCAAGGCACCCUACUCUCAAGAAUCAUUCGCAGCAAGUCAUCUCUCGCAACCCAAAGCAUUGUCUUCCCACACACAUGGGGCAGAGAAACUGUCUCAAGCACACUACUCUCACGAGUCUGGGGUAUCGGACCAAGUGUUUCAAUGUAAAGCCACUUUCUCACCAGAGAUAUGUGGCUCAAGCCAGACAUCACAGACGGACCUGAUAGCCGCCGCAGUCACGGCAGUGCAUGUUAUAGGCAAGCCCACAGCUCUGCACCCGGUGCAAAAGAAAACGGAAUAUGAGACGACACACUAUACCGACGAGACAGACAGACAUACAGGCGGCUUUAAUGGAAGCAAUCAGGGCAUACAAAGUAACGCUCACGAACAACAACACAUAGACAACUACAACAACAACACUGACAGUAUUCAGGGUGAACACAGUAACGUUCACGAACAACAUCACACAGACGACAACAACAACAACACUAGCAGCAACCAGGGUGUGCAAAGUAUCGUUUACGAACAACAUCACACAGACAACAACAACACCA
This is a messenger RNA of Sphaeroforma arctica JP610, 802 nucleotides long. RefSeq lists its product as hypothetical. NCBI's taxonomy places the organism in Eukaryota, Ichthyosporea, Ichthyophonida. The record is from RefSeq and is a predicted model, not a curated record. The annotation marks the transcript as partial. The transcript has a single exon.